Molecule: messenger RNA, 5399 nt
Organism: Pseudophryne corroboree (corroboree frog)
Lineage: Eukaryota; Metazoa; Chordata; Amphibia; Anura; Myobatrachidae
Product: oocyte zinc finger protein XlCOF7.1-like
Exons: 7
Coding region: 157-1968 (603 amino acids)
Biological process (GO): regulation of transcription by RNA polymerase II
Molecular function (GO): RNA polymerase II cis-regulatory region sequence-specific DNA binding; DNA-binding transcription factor activity, RNA polymerase II-specific
Source: RefSeq, a predicted model, not a curated record
UGACGUCAGAAGCUACGGCCAUUUUCCCCUGGCCUGCUCUCUGCCUUCCUUUCCUUCUAUCAUUCCCACAAGGCAGCAGGAGCAGAGAGCAACCAUUGCUGUGUCUGACAUCUGGGCAGUGAGGAGUCAGAUCCUUGUUACUAGAAGCUACCGAGGAUGGACAAGGAAAGGAGUUACACAACUGAGAGGAUACUAAACCUCACCCUGGAGAUCAUCUACCUGCUGACUGGGGAGGGUUACACUGUAGUGAAGAAGACAUCUGGGAAGUGUAAGACACCCAGCGGUCAUCUGAAUGUGUCAAGAGAACUGAUCAGGACCCACAGCCCCAUCAUGGUGCCUCCACCUAACUCACUGAUACAUGAGAGAGACAAUAACCAGAGGAUCCUGGAAAUCACCAACAAGAUCAUUCAGCUGCCUUCUGGAGAGGAGGGGGAGUAUAUAGAGGAACACAGGGGUCUGUACAAGGACGUGAUGAUGGAGAAUCACCGGCCCCUCACAUCACUGGGUAAAAGGAGACUGUCAUGUAUUGUACAGGGGAGAGCAGAUGGGCCCAGUAACAGAGAUACCCCAGAGAGAUGUCCCCGUCCUCUGUAUUCCCAGGAUUGUACAGAGGAGAAUCACAGGAUCCCACAGGAGGAUCAGGAUGAAGAUCUGACUAAUAUUAAGGUAGAAGAUAUACAGGAGGAAGAAGAGACGUAUGUGACUCAUAUGAAGGCAGAAGAUAUAGAGGGAGAAGAAGAGACGUAUGUGACUGAUAUGAAGGCAGAAGAUACAGAGGGAGAAGAAGAGACGUAUGUGACUGAUAUGAAGGCAGAAGAUACAGAGGGAGAAGAAGAGACGUAUAUGACUGAUAUGAAGGCAGAAGAUAUAGAGGGAAAAGAGAUGUAUAUGAUUGAUUUGAAAGUAGAAAAUAUAAAGAGAGAUGAGACAAGUGUGAGGGCAGAGGAAAUCCCUACAGAUAUCAGCACAGGUGGAUGUAACAGAAGAAAUAUAUUGGCUGAAUGUCCCUUUGUAUCUUCAGAUUGUGAAAAAGAAAUUAAAUACAUCACAGAAGAGUAUCCAGGAGAAAACCCUGUGAGACCAAUUAUACAUCCAGUACCUCGCAGUGCUGAUAUAUCAUAUGUUACCUCUAACCAUGAGCAGUGUUCUUCUGAUAACUCGGAUAUUGGUUCAUCCACCACAGCUCUUAGAGUAGAUAAGACAUUUCCCAGUUCUAUAGAUGCCAAAUGCUUUACACAUAGCGCAAAACAUAUUACCCAUCAGCCAAGUAAGGCAGGUAAGAGGCCAAUUCCAUGUGCUGAGUGUGGGAAAUGUUUUACACACAUAUCAGAUCUUGUUAGACAUCAGAGAAAUCACACAGGUGAGAAGCCAUUUCCAUGUUCUGAGUGUGGGAAAUGUUUUACACGCAAAUCAGGACUUGUUAUACAUCAAAGAAUUCACACAGGUGAGAAACCAUUUCCUUGUUCUGAGUGUGGGAAAUGUUUUACACGAAAAUUAUAUCUCGUUAGACAUCAGAGAAUUCACACAAGUGAGAGACAAUUUCCAUGUUCUGAGUGGGGGAAAUGUUUCAGAAAGAAAUCAUGUCUUGUUAGACAUGAGAGAAGUCACACAGGUGAUAAUCCAUUUACAUGUUCUGAGUGUGGGAAAUGUUUUAGAAAGAAAGCAAGUCUUGUUAUACAUGAGAGACGUCACACAGGUGAGAGGCCAUUUCCAUGUUCUCAGUGUGGGAAAUGUUUUACAGACAAAUCAUCUCUUAUUACACAUGAGAGAAGUCACACAGGUGAAAAGCCAUUUCCAUGUUCUAAGUGUGGGAAAUGUUUUACACGGAAAUCAGGUCUUGUUACACAUCAGAGAACUCACACAGGUGAGAAACCAUUUCCUUGUUCUGAGUGUGGGAAAUGUUUUACACGCAAAAUAUAUCUUGUUAACCAUCAGAGAAGUCACACAAGAGAGAGGCCAUUUCCAUGAUUACAUAAAUCAGAUUUUGUUGAACCUUAAAUUACUCACACGUUUACCCAGGUGAAACAUUUUCAGGCGUAAAGUGUUUUAUUUAAACAAGAAAUGUAUAUAUUUUUAUUGAGUGGAUAGGAAAGAAAACUCACUUUGUAGUGUGGGUAGUAGGUUUUUGGAAUAGGAUCAGCUAAAUAGUAUAAAGGUAUGUAUGAGGUCAUGAGGAACAGUGUUUAUGGGGUGAGCUCCUAUUUAUUUUUAGGCCAUAAGUUCUGACAGACAUUUUUCGAGCAUAAGCUUUAAUUUAUAACAGGCCAUAAAUGAACUCUUAAUCAUAGCAUAGAUUUUUCUUCAAAAGAAAACACUCACAUGCAACAAUUGUUCCUCAGUCAAAGUCGCCACCAAGAGAACACAACAGCCGCCACAAAUAAGUACUGCCCGAUGUGUGGGUGUUCCUGUAUGGGUGUAUGUAAAGAGACAGUGCUCUCUCUCUCACUACUUCUCUUUCCUGAGCAAAGAGAAUGACACUAUGAGGAGAUAUCUUAAUUUUAUGUUGUAUAUACUGAUAUUUUAAUAAAUUGUACAUUGUAAUAUCUUGUUUUAGUUUUCUACUUUCUGAGACAACACUUUAUAUUUUGACUCCUUUAUUUAAAAAAUGAAUACAAUUGGUAGAAGGCCUUCAAAGCGCCUCCACUAUGAACUUCUCAUGAGUUGGCUGUUCCAGGAGCAGGAGAUUGUCAACCCCAACCAAGUCUUGUUUGACCAUAACCAAGAGUCUACUGCUCAGGAGUAUUGGACAUCACUGAUGGGACUUUCUGGACCACUGCUGGGCAGGAAACACAUUUUAUCUCAUCGAGUUUCACCCACAACUAAAUGUUUUAUUUUGGGUGGAAUUUUGCCUUACACUUUUCAGGGAAGGUAAUCUUAUUUCCAUUUUUAUUUUAGUUUGUGUUUUUUAGAUGUCAUCACUCAGGGACACGUGUAACAUAUUCUUGUGAUAGAUCUGCGCCUAUCUAUGUUAUUUCAAUAAACUGGACUAUUUAAAAAAAAAAAAAAGAGGUAUGGUAGACUUACCAUAAUUAAUUCUGCGAACUACAUAGGUUCCACGGGGAAACAUCAGGGUGUAGAGAUGGAACUGGAUCCAGGCACCAACAACUAAAGCUUUAGCUGUCCCAGGAUGCAUUGGGGCCCUGCUCUAUAACCCCGCCUCCAGGCACUGUGAGCUCAGUUUUGUUAACCAGUCCAAUGCAGGAAGCAGGCAAGAGAGAAGGAAGAUGGUAGUCACAUAAGAACACUUUCUUACUGACAUGAGAAGAAACCAGUGGCUAAUGCCAUACAAACCCAAAAAAGCUUAGGUGCGUCUGGGUGGGCGCCCUGUGGAACCUAUGUACUUCGCAGAAAAAGAGUUGACCAUGGUUAGUCUACCAUAACUCUUAUUUUCUGCAGCAGGGUACAUAGCGUUUCCACAGAGAAAUAUCAGGGAUGCAUCCUGGGAGGUGAAGGUAUUGAAGACAUAGAACCUAAGAAACGUGUUCACUUAAGACCACUUAGCCACCCUGCACAAUUGUUCCACGUGCACGCCACAUUGGUCCACCACAGAAGGUCCAACAGACUGAGUAGAAUGGGCCUUAACUGAAGCUGGAACUGGAAGACCAGCGUGCGUAUAAGCAUGUCCAAUCACCAUUUUAAUCCAUCUGGCCAGUGUUUGCUUAUUAGCAGGCCAGCCAAGUUUGUGGAAACCAAACAGUACAAAGGGAGCAUCAGACUGUCUAAUGGGGGUUAUACGAUCCACAUAUAUAUGUAGGGCCCUGACCAAAUACAAAGACCACUCUUUAGCCAACAAGUCUGAAGAGACAAAGGCCAAAACCACAGUCUCUUGGUUAAUGUGAAAGGAUGAAACCACCUUAGGUAGGUAACCAGGUCUAGUUCGGAAAACUGCCCUGUCACAGUGAAAGAUUAAAGGGAGGACAACAGGACAAUGCGCCUAAGUCCGAAACCCUCCUUGCAGAGGCAAUAGCAAGAAAACAACCUUGGCUGUAAGCAAUUUUAGCUAUACUUAUUCAAUGGGCUCAAAUGGAGACUCUUGAAGAGCCUUCAGUACAAUAGACAGGUCCCAUGGAUCAACUAGAGAGACAUAGGGAGGCUGAAUACAUACCUUGCCCUGAAAGAACAUGCAUACAUCAGGUAUGGAGGCAAUCUUGCACUGGAACCAUACCGACAAGGCAGAGAUGUGUACCUUGAGAGAGGCAAGCCGAAGGCUUAAGUCCAAACCUCUCUGGAGAAAAACCUGGAAGCAUCAUAAUACUUAGCAGCACACCAGGUGAAGUAAGAAUGCCAUACUCUAAUAAAUCUGUCCAGAGGCCGGUUUUCAGGCCUUCAGCAUAGUCUAACAGACUCAGAGAACAUUUUAGUCCUUAGGUGUGAUGCUUCAAGUGCCACGCUGUCAAAGCCAGUCUGGCCAGGCCCAGAUACAGGUAAGGGCCCUGCUGUAGGUCUUGUCACUAAGGAAGCAGAAGGGGACGCACUGCCGCAAGUCCCUGUAGGUCUGGGAACCAGUGAUGUGUGGGCCAUGCUGGAGUGAUCAGAAUGAGAUUUCCUUCUUGUUUGAACUUCUGAAGGACCCUGGGCAGAAGUGACACUGGAGGGAAUAUGUAAGGCAGAUGAAAGUUCCAUGGGAAUGCCAAUAUGUCCAUGAACGCCCCCUGAGGAUCUCUGGUUCAAGAACCUUGUGUUUGUGUCGAGAAGCCAGGGAUCCUCAGGAAGUCCACUUCCCAGUUUAGAAUGCCUGGAAUGAACACUGCCAAUAUGGGGCCUAAUUCAGACCUGAUCGCAGCAGCAGUUGUGUUAGCAAAUGGGCAAAACCAUGGCCCUCAUUCCGAGUUGUUCGCUUUUUUUUCGUUCACACGAGGUAUGAGCAAAAUUGCGAACAUGUUGCAAAAUUGCGAAUAGCCGCCCCCAACGUAUUUUUGCUAAUUCGUCCGCAGUAUUACACAAAGUGGGCAUACGCCAAAUGACAUCGCAGCAAUGCGAAACCAUCGCAUUAACACAAACCUCAACGUAAAAAUACUAAGUUUUCGUAGAUUUACACAUUCUUCUUAAAAGUGCACACUUUUGCGGAAAAACGCACAACAUUGGGUUUUUUUUUCUAUUAAGUGAAAUUACACCUUUCAGUUUAAAGUCCACAAUCCCUCCUCAAUUACGAAUCCAAUUAGUGUAAUGAAUGACAAUGGUCCUGACCAAUUAAGUCUUCAAAGAAUACCAGAAGAACACUUUGUAGGCAUAAUUGGCCAUAAACAUUGAUCUGGAUAAAUUACAAAUAUAGAUAUGGGAAAUGUGCCUGGUCUAAUGCAAAUGUUUGAAGUAUUGUGUAGAUGUGUAGUGUGUGAAUAAAUGUGUUCACAUGUAUUUAUAAUCCAUAACCUCCUAACGGGGUUUUUUUUUUUUUUAAU